Molecule: messenger RNA, 2642 nt
Organism: Vitrella brassicaformis
Lineage: Eukaryota; Vitrellaceae
Source: the annotation of a GenBank genome assembly
AGCCCAACACAGUAAGCAUCUGUGUGCCAUUGGAACAAAAGAAGCGCACAUUCAUUCAUUCACUCAUUCAUUCAUUCAUUCAUGCGCUGUGUGUUGUUGGCGUGUCCGCUUGCAGUUGAUAGCGGCGAGGCGUGCCGGCACGCCCACUCGCACAUGGCGUCAUGAUGCCCGCCUGUGAUGCGCAUAGAACACAAGUGAGAAGGCAGCCAGGCAGACUGAUAUCCCCUUUCUUGUCCCUGGGCGUCUUUGUCUGCAGCAGUCGCGCUUCCACCUGAUGGCUUCGUCGACUCGAUCUGGCGAUGUCUGACUCUGAGGUGCACCAGCAGCAGCCCGGCGAGCCGUUCCCCGUGACCCUCUCACGCGGCGGAGCGCCAGCCUUUGCUCGCCCACCAAACAGUUGGCAUUCGGCAUCCACCAUGGCUCCCUGUCCCCUGCCGUAGCGGCCCAGCUGCUGACGCAGCAGAAGGCCGACCCCAACGGGCGGUACUACGACGCUGCCCUCAACCGUUGGGACUCUCUGCUACAUCUGGCCGCCGACAGAUGCGUCGGAGAGGAUGGUGCCGCGAUGCUGCGGUGCCUCAUUGGCGCCGGAGCCGACAUGGACUACACCAGCCGCAGCCCAGGGCGAGCGCUGCACCUCCUUCUCACCAGCAAGAGACCCCUGGACUUCCUGCUGGACCGCCUCAACCAUGCAGACCCCACUCAGCUGUCGGCCCUCCUUCCCAUGAUCGAGACCCUCCUGAGGCACGGCGCGACAUGUUGCUACGGAGGCAGUGGUGCGCUGACAUCGGUCUUUACCAGUGACGCCACGCGCGGCGGCACCCAGCGCAUCUCCGCCACGGAGUGCCUGGAGGUCGUCACUCGGCUGACCACUGCCGCAGCAGCGGCACCCACACCACCCAGCCUCUACGGGAACUCGGCCCUCAACGAGGCGUGUGAGUGCCACUUCCGAGAGGAGGAGAACCAGCCACCAGAUGAGCAGCAGCAGCAGGGGGAUGCGGCGCAUGGUGGCCACACGGACGUCCACAUUGCCAUUCUCGAGAAGAUCGUGGAGGGCAUGGGGCGGGAGCUGGAGGGUGCAAGGGGCAGUGGGGCGCUGCAUAGCGCCGUAGCGAGUCAGAAUAGGGCCAUCAUGUAUUGGCUGGUGAGGCGGCAGGGGGUGACGGCUGACAGCGAGACACUCUCUGUUGCUCACUGGGAUGUGGAUGUCAUGACAUGGCUGGUGGAUGAGGCAGGGGCUGACGUAGAUGGUGUUGGGCGACUGCCGCCCCUUGGCGCACUGGUGAGGGGAGGCCACCACACUGCGGCGCAUCAUCUGAUCCAUCUGGGGGCAUCCGUAGACAGAGCACUGACAUACUCAUACCCACACACCACGCACACAGACACAUCCACAACAGCCAGAGAGAGGCACCGCAUUUUGUCGGUGUAUCACUCGUAUGUCAAUCGCUCUGUCCCCACACACGCCAUGCGCCACAUCAACACAUCCCUGAACCCUCUGCGCACUCUGUCUGCCCUGUCGGCUUCCCAUCGCGUGUUUCGUGUGGGUGUGCUGUGCUGUCAGAUUGCCUCAUACAUAGAGCCUCCCCCUCUCCCCUUCUCAGAGCGCACGCCACUCGGGCGACGGCUCAAUGCGGCGCUGUCUUUUUUCCUCUCUCGUGCAUACAAUGUGGCCAGCCCCUCUGUGAGGCGGCGUCUGUUUCGCCACACUGCCUUCGUCACCCCACACAACACACACACAGACACAUCAGACAGCCAGGUCGAGCGGCGGGGGGAGGCAGAGGGCGGGCAGGUAGACGAGGGCGUUGUGUAUGGCGUCCGUGACGUGGUCCACCUGAUCCGGUGUGAGGAGGGUCGGCACUAUGAGCUGCCCCACAUCGUCAGGGGAUUCGGCAAUGGGAAGCCGUUCGAGUGCGAGUUCGAUGGCAAUGUGGUGGUGGGUGGGGCCGGGGGAGGCCAGCGUCUGGUGCAGAGGAUAGGUGGGUGGGAGGGGAUGAGUGAGAGGGGGCGGCCCGGUGCCGUGUGGGGUGAGGAGUUAUGGGAUGUCGAUGGCUCGGGGGGCGACGAGCUAGAUGAGGAGGACGAGAUCGAUGAGGUCAGGAGGGAGGGAGGGAGGGAGGGGCGGGCACACAUGCACACACAUGAUGAUUCAGUCACUUUUUUCCUGCCUCCUGUUUGUUUUGUAUAUGUGCGUGUGCGUGUGUGUGUGCAGGAUUUCCUGGAUGAGGACGACGCUGAGGACGGCUGGGGCGACGACCUAGAUGAGGUAAGCGGGAAGAGACACACACAUACACACCCAUGGAUGGAUGUCAUCCACGUGUAUUCAUUCGUGAGUGUGUGUGUGGUUGUGUGUGUGAAGGGCUUCAUGGACGAGGACGGCAUGUACGCUGACUGGGGAGAGCGGAAGGAGCCUGCUGGCGAUAUGAUUGACGGCGACGACAACGACGAGCAGCAGCAACAAAUGGGGGACGACCAGUGAGUGGAAGGUGUCAGGGGAUGGAUGAAUGGAUGGAUGGGGGCAUUCAUAGUGCGGGCAGCAACUCAUGGCAUGGCGGGAUAGUGUGUCUGAAUGGCGAAGGGAGUUCAUACAACCGUCUCCGCCUGUUCAUUUGAACAGAUGACGGGCUGGGAUGAUGUGAUGACGG